Molecule: messenger RNA, 8516 nt
Organism: Pangasianodon hypophthalmus (striped catfish)
Lineage: Eukaryota; Metazoa; Chordata; Actinopteri; Siluriformes; Pangasiidae
Product: piezo-type mechanosensitive ion channel component 2
Exons: 51
Coding region: 247-8169 (2640 amino acids)
Source: RefSeq, a predicted model, not a curated record
UCCAUGAAUAUUAGAUACGCUUCCUCCUAUAAAAGUUGAUAGCAUGAUGGAAAACCUUACAAAUAGUUUCUGAAUUGUAACUACAGCACAAGCUUAUUAUUUUUUAGAUAAAAAUACAUGUUGUGUAUAUGUUGUGCUGCAAAGGAUAAUGCUUUUUUUUUUUUUUAGGGAUUUGCUGUACCAGCUAAAGGUUCUUUAUAACUGUGCUCUUUAGAAAUCAGUGAAUGUGGACUCCUCAGCAUAAACAUGGCAGGGGACAUUGUAGUCGGGAUUCUCUAUAAUGUUGCAUUACCACUAGUUUUACUAACAGCUAUAGGUUUUCGAUACAAUGGACUUUCCGUGGUGUAUCUGCUGUUUCUGUUGUCUGUACCUCUCCUACCAAGCCCCUCUCUGUCUUCCAUGAAGGGAAAGACAGGCCAGUUUCUCCUGAGUGUUUGCUCCACAGCUGUAACAUUUCUGGCUUUACAGUGUGGAAUACAGAUCACCUUCGCAUACAUUCCGAAAGAAAUGAGUGGGCCAUUGGACAAUGUCCUCUUUCAUCUUGGAAUUGUGAGAUUCAAUGAUGUGGAUGCUGGCAACAUAAUACGUCUCCUGAUGCCAGAUUUUAGUUUGUUCCUGUCAUCAUUAUUCAUCCGGAAGUUGUGUAACAAGCUACUGAGACCACCUACCAAUCUCCAAGAGCAAAAAAGUCAACAAUCUGAAACUGAGGAAGCAUCUGAAACAUCUGAAUCAGAGUAUGAAGAGGAGAGUGAGGCAUCAUCUACAGAAAGUUCUGAGGAGAUUAAAGCACCCCCAGCAGGGCCUCCUCAGUUUGUGCAGAAACUAAUUGUCUUUGCAGCUGGUCUAAGACUACUGCUCUCCACUAUGAUGAACACUGCUGGAAAAGUGAUAGUGACCAUCCUGCUGGGGCUUGCAGGUAUAGCACUACCCUCCUUGACAUCAGCAUUAUAUUUCGGGUGCUUCCUGAGUCUUGUAUGGUGUUGGAUACUGGGCUACUCUAUUGAUCUGCUCCAUUUCAGCACAUUGUGUAUAAUGAUGACUAUAUUUAGUGGUGGACACAUCCUGGUCCUCUACCUCUAUCAGCUACCUCUAUUUCAGCAACUCAUACCUCCUGAGGACAUUUAUGCAAGGCUGUUUGGCAUGACUGCGUUCAUCCACACAAACUCAUCAGAGCCAUAUAGUCUAGGCCUGCAUCCAGAUAUGAGCUGGCCUAUGAUAAUAAACCCUCUGUUACUGCUAGUACUCUACUACACACUGGUGGCUCUUCUACAAAAAUGGGCUCUCACAGCUACAGAGAUAUGGAGCAUCACUUACAAUUCCUGGCUUACAUUUGCAUUGUUGGUGUGGUCCUGUGUUAUCUGGAUGUCAAGGCGCCGACGGGAGUACACCAUGAUCAGCGCUCCGUUUCUUGCUGUUUAUUGUACGCUGCUGUUGGUGGCUGGCUUUAUUAGUGCUUUCCGUCUCCAUCAUAGUGAACUUUUCCCUGCUCUCCCCAAAGCUGUUCUGGUUGAUUUUGAUCUCUACACUUAUCACACACCUUGCCUUCACCUGGGAGCAAAGAUGAUUUAUGCAUUUAGUUUCUGGAUGUUGCUACGACAACAGUUAAUUGAGAAACAAGAAGAGCAACAGCUGAAAGAAGAGAGUCUUCAUGAGGUCAAAAGCAUAGCUGAUAAAACUGAAUCAUCCAGCAUGGUGAAUAGAAUAGGAGCAUUUCUUAAAGGGAUUCUGGUGAAGUACUGGAUUGUCUGCUGCUGCUCCAUGUUUUUUGUCAUCAGUUUCUCUGGGAAGGUGGUUGUCUACAAAAUCCUUUACAUCUGUUUGUUCCUCUUCUGUAUGGUUCUCUAUCAGGUCCGGUAUGACAUAUGGAGGCAUGUUCUGAAGUACUUCUGGGCUGUGGUGGUCGGUUAUUCCAUGCUGGUUUUGAUUCUAAUUUACAUGUACCAGUUUAAGACUGUUUCAGGCCUGUUUCGUCAAAUCAUAGGCAUGUCAGAAGAGGGACUGCGUGAUCUGGGCCUGGAACAAUAUGACACAGUAGAGUUAUUUGCACAGAUUUUACUUCCUGCUGCCUUCCUACUGGCCUGCAUCCUACAAUUGCACUACUUUAACUGCGACUUUCUCACUCUCACCGACCUACAGAACGUACCUGUGUGUGAUGGUACAUCCAAAGAAGAAGAACUGAGAGAGACACUGAACACGAUAUCAGACAUGGUAAAAGAAAACAUUGAAAAAAUCCAAAACCGGCUGGUAAAGGAGCAGCUGAGUGCAGAGGGGGAUGAUCUGUUGGGCAGCUUAGAACUGAAUUCCUCAUCAGUUAAGGACGAAGAAGAAGAGACAGAACAAAAAGAAUCAACAUUAAACAAAUGGUUUUUAGUGGUGGAUCGGAUAAGGGUGUUCACACUACAUGCUCUGCUGUGGUUGACUAAGGGUCAAGAGUUUUGCUGGAGAUUGCUAGAGCUCCAUAGCCUCAAGCUUGUUGCUGCAGGCAUCAUCUGGGUUAGCCUAAAAGAAGUGUCUCUGAUGAAUUUUGUGUUCCUGGCAUCAUGGUCAUUUGCUGUCCCAUAUGCGAGACUGCGGCCAAUGGCCUCCACUGUGUCCUCUGUCUGGGCCUGCGUGAUGGUUGUGUGUAAAAUGAUGUAUCAGUUGAAAUUCAUCAAACCAACAGAGUUUUCUGUUAAUUGCACUGCUGAUUUACUGAUUUCUAAUCAGAGCUGGUACAGUGGGAAUGUGGCACAGCUUUUGCAGAAGUCUGUUUUGUAUAUUGAACCUGUGGAUCCGUCUAUGUGGGUUGGCAGUCUGAGAAAAUGUGGGGAUGCCAUUCUGCCUUGCCUACAGAAUCAUUUAUUAAUACUGGGCCUCCUUGUGUUUGACGUGACUGUCCAUCGGCACCAGCUCUACCAUCGUCUCCAUUUAAACUUCAAACCUCCUCCCAAAGGCACUAUUUUCAACAAUGUAACAUGGCAGCACCUGGAUCAUGGCAUCCUGCCCUGCCUCAAAUACUUCUGCAAUUAUUUCUUCUACAAGUUUGGCCUUGAGGUAUCAUUUGUAGUGGCAGUGAAUGUGAUUGGCCAGCGGAUGGAUUUCUUUGCCCUUCUGCACUGUUUUGCACUGAUCACAGUUUUGGGACGUCGUCGCAGGAAGGCUAUUGGUGAAGUCUGGCCUAGAUACUGCUGCUUUACUGCCAGCCUAAUGGUGUUCCAGUAUUUGCUCUGUAUCGGAGUGCCUCCUGCACUCUGUACUGAUUAUCCUUGGAGGAAAGGCUCUAAGGCUCUCAGUUCCAAUCAGAUCAAGUGGUUGUAUUUGCCAGAUUUUGCCAUGCAGCCUAACCCCACUUUCAUAUUUUAUGACUUCUUGCUGUUGAUGGUAGCGUCUCUGCAGUGGCAGGUGUUUGAAGAAGAGAAUAAGGCUUCUGUGAGACUCGUGGCAGGGGAAAAUGUGGAGAUCAGUAGAAACCUAGACCCUCGCUCUCUUAACCAGUACACAACAGUUGGCAAUUUUCUGCACUGCCGGUCAUAUCUUGACAUGGCAAAGGUCUUUGUAUUCAGUUACUUCUUCUGGUUGGUUUUAUGCUUGGUUUUCAUCACUGGCACCACACGUAUCAACAUAUUCUGCCUGGGCUAUCUGGUGGCCUGCUUCUAUUUCAUGCUUUUUGGAGACACGGUGCUGCUGCAGCCUGUACGCUACAUACUCAGACUGUGGGACUGCCUUAUUGCCUACACCUGUGUGGUGAUUUGCCUGAAGAACUUUAUCUCUCUGGGAUCCUGUGCUUACCUGGACAGACUUUUAAAGAAAGCCUGUUGGCUCAUUCAGGCAUUCAGUAUGUUCUGUACUAUCAAAGGCUAUGAUGUGCCUAAACCUAGUGAUGACUGUGAGCUGCCAGUGGGAGAGGCCGGUAUUGUGUGGGAUGCAGUUUGUUUUACUGUGCUACUGGCUCAAAGGAGAAUAUUUCUCAGUUACUACUUCUUGUAUGUUGUAUCUGAUCUUAAAGCCUCUAAGAUCCUUGCCUCGAGGGGUGCUGAACUAUUUGAAGCCAAGGUAAAGAAACGUGUGGCAGCUAGACUGGAGUUGGAGAAGAAAUCUGUGGAACUGCUGAAAAAACAGAUGGAGAAAAUCAAGGUAAAACAAAAGAAUCAACCAGAAGAGGCUGUCACAACACUGGACACAAAAGGGCCUGAACAAAAAACCAGUGCAGAGCAAAAAGUCUGGGACUCCUGUGGAUAUCGCCUCUUUGAAAGUGACAGUGAGGAAGAGGAGGGUGAAGUGGAUACCAAGACAGAGGAAGAAUCUGUGCCAAAGAAGAAAUCUGCCCUUCAGUUGGCUUAUGAGGCCUGGGUAGCAGGGUCCACGGCUGCUCUCAAAUCCCAUAAGAGGGAGGAAAUUCAAUUAAAGAGAGAAGAGGAGAGAGUAAAGAAGGAGCUGUGCGAAGAACAGGGCACAGAAAGCUUUGAGUCAGGUGAGGAUGAGUUGAAAGACUCCUGUCCUGAGGCAGAGGAGGGAGAGAAAGCUAAAAUAUAUGAGCGGAUUAUUGACUGUCUGAAGUUUAGCUUGGUCUUCUUCCGGUCCCUUAUUGAUGAUAUGACAGCAGGUUUGAAUUCAUUCUGUAAGGACAAUUUGGACAUCUCAAAGGUGCUGCGCUUGGAAAGGGCACUGCUGAGCCAGCAACAGAACAAGGGUAGAGAUGUGUCCCAUGAAAGUAUUCAUGAAUUUUACCAGAACUGCCUCUCAAGACAGAGCACACAGACACUGUUGGAUGAAGAGAUAAAUAUACGUGGCAACUCACCACCACCACUGCCUAUCACUCCUCGUGGCUAUGCCCAACUAAGGAGUGCCAACUCCAAACUCUCCUGGAAUAGCAGUCUAUCCAGCUGUCAGACCGAUGAGACCAUGCUAAUGUCACGCCAGCCAACUCUCAACGAUGACAUUGAUGAUGAUGCCCCCUGUUUAGCAUCACCCAAACCUGAGCAAUUCCAUUCUCAACUAUCUACUGAACAGCGACGUCGGAAACUUUGCAAAUCAGCCAACAUAGACAUGGUCUCAUUCGAACAAGGGAGUCUUCUACUGGACCAUGAAGAACCAUCUGCUAUAAGGAAAGAGGAUAAAGAAGCAGAAGACAAAAUGAAUAGUGAAUGGGAGAAUGGAGAAGUGGAUGAGAAGGGAAAAUGGGGGGAAAAGCAAGAAGAUGAGCAGUUUAAAAAGAAAUAUGAAAUGCUUAAGUCAGCAUCACUGGACUCAGUGGACAUGGAGGUGAAGAGCGAGAGUAUCUCAGAACCUCAAGUCCUUACUCAGGAGACCAGAGCCCUUACUGCCAGUGAACUGCUGCUUAACAACUGUGAAGAACCAUCCGCUAUAAGGGAAGAGGAUAAAGAAGCAGAAGACAAAAUGAAUAGUGAAUGGGAGGAUGGAGAAGAGGAUGAGAAAGGAAAAUGGGGGGAAAAGCAAGAAGAUGAGCAGUUUACAAAGAAAUAUGAAAUGCUUAAGUCAGCAUCACUGGACUCACUGGACAUGGAGGUGAAGAGCGAGAGUAUCUCAGAACCUCAACCACUUACUCAGGAGACCAGAGCCCUUACUGCCAGUGAACUGCUGCUUAACAAUAUGUUCCAGAUCCCAGAAAUUGAUGAGUCGGAUAAGUUCUACUACUCAUUACCACGACUCCUGCAGCUCAUCUUUGCCCUCUAUAACACCAUGGUCUCCCAGUCAGAGAUGCUGUGCUACUUCGUCAUCAUUCUAAACCAUAUAGUGUCUGCCUCGCUGCUCACGCUCUUCCUCCCCAUCCUCAUAUUCCUCUGGGCUAUGCUCUCAGUUCCUCGGCCCACUAAGCGAUUCUGGAUGACUGCUAUCAUCUACACUGAGCUUACAGUGGUAGUGAAGUACUUCUUCCAGUUCGGCUUCUUUCCGUGGACUACCUCUGCAUAUCGUGGCAUUAAUGCUGAGCGGCCGUUUGCUCUGCCAAACAUCAUAGGAGUGGAAAAGAAAGACGGAUAUGUUCUGUUCGAUCUUAUUCAGCUACUUGCUCUUUUCUUCCAUCGUUCUAUCCUCAAGUGUCAUGGCCUCUGGGACAACAAAGAGGUGGAGAUGCCUGAUUUCCUUAAGAAGCUGAAAAGGAAAGCAGAAAAAAACAGGCUAAAUGGAGGGGCAAGAGGAGAAAAAGAACAUACAAAAAGACGACUUGGUUUCUUUCCUCUUCAGACCUCCACUGCUAAGCUCUUUUGCAGACAAAAAAGAAAAGACAACUCUGAAAGCCAUGAUGUUAGGCAUUUGAAGGAAAAUCACCCAAAGAAGAAGAAACGCCACUCCAGAGUGCCUUUAUCCAGGAAAGAGCAGAUCAGGAAGCUAGUCAGAGAGAGAAUGCUGGAAGCUAAGGCUGCUAUCAUAGAAGUUGCGCUACAUGUGUACUUACCCAUCAGGCAGUUUUUCUAUGACAUCAUCCAUCCCGAGUACAGCCCUGUGUGCGAUGUAUAUGCUCUGAUGUUCUUGAUCGAUGUUGUAAACUUUAUCAUUAUUAUCUUCGGCUACUGGGCUUUUGGGAAACAUACAGCAGCAGCUGACAUCACUGAAUCCUUGUCAGAAGACCAAGUACCUGAAGCCUUCCUUGUCAUGCUUCUCAUCCAGUUUGCCACUAUGGUUGUUGACCGGGCUCUCUACCUGAGGAAAACCUUGCUAGGAAAGUGUGUGUUCCAGGUGGUUUUAGUUUUUGGAAUACACUUCUGGAUGUUCUUCAUACUGCCUGGGGUCACUGAGAGGAGGUUUAACAGAAACCAUGUUGCACAGCUAUGGUACUUUGUGAAGUGCAUCUACUUUGGUUUGUCGGCAUAUCAGAUCAAAUGCGGCUACCCAAAUCGAGUCCUGGGCAAUUUCCUCACUAAGAACUACAAUUACAUCAACCUCUUUCUCUUCCAGGGCUUCCGAAUGGUUCCUUUUUUGACUGAACUGCGGGCUGUGAUGGACUGGGUAUGGACAGAUACCACUCUCAGCUUGUCUAGCUGGAUUUGUGUGGAGGACAUUUAUGCCAAUAUAUUCAUUCUCAAGUGCUGGAGGGAGUCUGAGAAGAAAUAUCCUCACAUUCCCGGACAGAAAAAAAGCAAAGUGGUGAAAUAUGGUAUGGGUGGUGUGAUCAUUUUUUCCCUUAUCUGCAUUGUCUGGUUUCCCCUUCUCUUCAUGUCACUGGUCAAAUCAGUGGCUGGAGUAACCAAUCAACCAUUAGACGUUUCUAUCCAACUUAGCAUAUCAGGAUACGAGCCUUUGUUUACCAUGAGUGCCCAAGAACAGAAUCUAGUGCCUUUUUCUGAAGCUGCAUACCAAAAAAUGACAAAUGUUUACGCUACUUACCCGUCUGCAAUGCAGUUCAUAGUAAACUACAUGGCAGAGGACAUAGUAACAGCAAAGGUUAAAAGUGACGCCAGCUUGCUGUGGAGCAUCAGUCCAGCUAGCCAAGAAGCCAUGAUCCAUGAACUCAGCAAUUCUUCACACAUUUACAUUACCAUGCGCUGGACCAUACUGAGAAAUGCAUCCCUUGUGAUGAAUGCAGAGACGAUAGGUGAACACACUGUGAAGUACGAGGACAAAGAGCUGCAAAAUAACCUUGUGCAAAUGCUCAAAGGGACACGCACCAAACCAGUGAUCAUUGAAAACCUGAUGCCUAAAUAUAUCAGAGGACCCUCAGGACCAGAAGCAAAAAUGGCACAUCGACUUAUUGUUGAACAUUCUGUUCGCCAUGAUGACCAUCAUUUGGUCUUCUUCCGUCCCCUGUCCAUCAAACUGACACACGCCAAUAAUAGCACAGAGGGAAGUAGGGCUUACUGGUGGGUGGUGGAGGAGUGCAGUCCAGAUCAUCCAAUAACCAGAUGCCAGAAUAUUGAAAUAGUGGUCUUCAAUGAUAAAGUCAGUCCAUCCAGCCUGGGCUUCUUAGCCGGAUAUGGCAUCGUGGGUCUGUACAUGUCAGUGGUGCUGGUGAUUGGUAAGUUUGUGCGAGAGUUCUUUAAUGGAAUAUCUCGCUCCAUCAUGUUUGAGGAACUACCAAAUGUGGACCGUGUGCUGAAACUGUGCACCGACAUCUUCGUCGUCCGGGAGACUGGUGAGAUGGAACUGGAGGAGCAACUGUUUGAGAAACUCAUCUUCUUAUAUCGAUCACCCGAAACCAUGAUCAAAAUGACCAGGGAAAAGAAGACAGACUAACAUUUCUUAGUUCACUUUUUAAAAGCUUACUGUGCAUUUUUUUAAAAUAUCAUACCACCAUAUUAAUAGUGUUGUUCUUCUUCCCUAAUUAAGUGCUGCCUAUUUAAAUACUUCCUAAACAGAGUUCUCAGACCUUAUCUGCCCAAUACUAUGUAUUAUCAGUCUUUACGCUUUGAGCAUGAAAUUCUUUAUACUUCUUCUUUCUACUUUCUACUGCAUAUAUGACAUAUAAUGGCCUGUAUGAAAAAACAUCCAGGGUACAGCAGGGCUUAAAGGUUUCUGGGGUGAAAACAAUAGAUAAUAAUAUGUACUUUCGGUUUGCUGCAGAACCUCAUGACUCCACAAAU